UGUCAGUCUCCUUGUGGUCAACCUCAGCCUGCUGUUUGUUGCUGUGAGGAAGCGUAGAGUUAACGGAAGGCUCUUGACGGGAGAAUGCAGCUGAGAGACGGUUUCAGGAGCCUGUCGUGAGUUUCAAGAAGUCCAAUCGCAAGACUGAAGAAAACCAACAUGUUUCUUUAGUCCAGAUUCUCGCAUCGCUUUUCUGUGGAAGGAACUGCUUGGCGACCCAGGGCUAAAAAAAAACAAACAAACCCCAACACAAAACGGAUUUACAGCAGAAGAAAGGUGCAUCGCGUCCCAAAGACGACUCAGGGUCAUUGGAUUCGAGGCAGAAGUCAGCAUGAAGUUUGCACAAUUUUUAAUCAAGAACGCCGCAAUGGCAAAUGUGCCAAAGCAAAUCGAGAGAUUCUGCAAGUACUCCCCUUCGCCGUUGUCAAUGAAGCAAUUCUUAGAUUUCGGUUCUUCCAAUGCCUGCGAGAAGACCUCUUUCGUGUUCCUGAGGCAGGAACUCCCUGUCAGAUUGGCUAACAUCAUGAAAGAAAUUGAUUUCCUUCCUGACAAACUUCUGAGUACCCCAUCCCUGCAGUUGCUGACCAGUUGGUAUGCACAGAGUUUCAUGGAAAUUCUACAGUUCCAAGAAAAGGACCCCGAAGAUAGAAAAGUUUUGUCAGACUUUUCAGAAGUGCUAAUCAACAUCAGAAACAGGCACAACAAUGUGGUUCCUACCAUGGCUCAGGGGGUUAUUGAGUACAAGGAGGCCUUUGGUGUCGACCCAGUGACCAAUCAGAACGUCCAGUACUUCCUUGACCGUUUCUACAUGAGCCGCAUCUCAACCCGGAUGCUGAUGAACCAACAUACACUUAUCUUUCAUGGAAGCACCAAUCCUGCCCAUCCUAAACACAUAGGAAGCAUUGAUCCCAACUGUGAUGUGGUGGAAGUAGUAAAAGAUGCAUAUGAAAGCUCCAAGAUGCUCUGUGAUCAGUAUUACUUAACAUCUCCUGAAGUGGAGAUCAAACAGGUGAAUGCCAAAGCACCUGGUCAAGCUCUGCGUAUGGUUUAUGUUCCCUCCCAUCUGUACCAUAUGUUAUUUGAACUCUUCAAGAACGCCAUGAGAGCGGCAGUGGAGAUGCACGAGUCGAGCUCCGUCGUGCCUCCUGUGAAAGUGAGAGUUUCAUUAGGGAACGAGGAUCUGACCAUACAGAUGUCUGACAGAGGUGGGGGUGUUCCUCUGAGGAAGAUUGACCGCCUAUUCAGUUAUAUGUAUUCUACAGCUCCAAGUCCUGUUAUGGACAAUUCUCGGAAUGCUCCCUUGGCUGGCUUUGGUUACGGCCUUCCCAUUUCUCGUCUUUAUGCCAAGUAUUUCCAGGGAGACUUGCAACUCUAUUCCAUGGAAGGAUACGGAACAUCUGCUGUUAUUUACUUAAAGGCUUUGUCUUCAGACUCGGUGGAAAGGCUGCCUGUGUUUAACAAGUCUGCCUGGAGGCAUUACCAGAUGAGCUCAGAGGCUGAUGACUGGUGCAUCCCCAGCAGCGAGCCCAAGAAGCUCGGGAAGUAUGAUCUCAACGAGUGAGGUCAAAGUUGACACCACACACAGAGCUGACGUCUGGAGCGUUUGCAAGCUGCCCGUUCAGAUAUAAAACGGGAACACGUGAAAGCCAUCAGACCUGUAUGUGGAGAGGAGAGAAUUGCUUACAUUGGUUUCUUCCAGUGCUGCUGCCCUUUGUGAUUUGAUAAUUCUAAACGGCAAACAUUUUCCCAGAGUGAACAUAAUAUCAGCUUGCGAUUAUAAUAGCUGUGACUGCAUGAAUGUUUGUAAGAGUUCAAUGGUUAAGUAUCUUAUCAAACAUCAUGUUUUAUCUGCAGUAUGUGUGUGUAUUUCACUGUGUCAGGCAUUAUUGGAAAAGACUUACAACAGUGGCCAGUACAAUUAAAAUUUCCAUGUGACUACAGUCCUCGUGGAGUAUCAGGUUACAGGUUAAUUUGGGGCCUAAAUUCCUGUUGCAAAGUGUUUUUGGUUUUAAUUUCUGUGUUCAGUUGAACUUACUGUACUUUAAUUGGUCAUUGGUGUCAUUUCUCCUGGUAGGUGAUGGAUUAAAGACCUUUGACAUCCCAUGCCUUCAGCACUUAAUUAUGGGCUCCACUGAGUGAAAUUGUUAAGGUGCUGAGUUUGUUCACUUUUUUGUGGAAUCAAAAAUCCUAGAAAAUGUUCUUUGUAGUCUGUGAGCCAUCACUUUGAUUUAUUUUUCAGGUUUUUUACACAUAGUUUUUUUUUGUUCUCAUUUCAUUUACAGUUUAGCAUGCAUUGUGGUCCAGACUUCUUCAUGUUCAGAAUUCCUUCUGGCCAGAUUUCUGAAACUGGUUCUUUUGCAUUUCUGUCUCUCAUAAAACUUAAAAAUGUUUUGGUAUUAGUCAGUCUAACAGUUGUCCAUCUCUGUUUUUUAUGUUUUCCUUUGUUCUAUUUUGUUUCUACACAGUAUUGAUUCAGAGUAAUUUAGUAGUAUUUCACUAUUACUGUAAGUACAGUAUAAUUAUAUCUAAGACUGACUCAAAGCCCAGAAAUCCAGACUUCUGAAAAGUUGCACACCUUCACAGUUAAUUUUAACUGCAAAUAGAAAUGUAUUAGAGACAGGUUAAGUCCUGUUUUUAUUUCUUGAAUUUUAUUCAUUUUAUUUUGCAGAGUAAUCCAUUGACUUUCAAGUGUAGCAAAAGAAUGGUUUGUGAAAACUUAUGUAUUUGCUGCUAGCAAUAAGUUCAGCAUCAGGGACAUUAGAAAUGUGUGUGCUCUGCUGAGACAGAAUAUCUUCCCUCAUACUAUGGAUCUAAAGCUACUUUAUUUCUGUAACUGAACCUUCUAGACAGUAUCUCAUUUGUGUGUAACUGUGGUGCAGUGGAACAAGAGACUGAGUGCCUUUUUAAUUGCAUUUGUUAGAAGCUGUUACUAGCCAUAAUGCUAAGUUGAUUUUCAUAAACACCUUUUCUACCUCUAAAGAAAUAGAUGUACGAUACUAAUGGCAGACAGGUUAAAUAUAUAGAAAAUUCUUAUUCUGCAAAGUAUUGGCAUAAAAUACUUUACAAUUUAAAUGCAUGAAACAGCAUUCAGAGUUCUUUUCUGAAUUUUGAAUAUCCUGAAUAUGUGAAUUUAAUGUAAAUGCUGGGUACUUUAAUAGAGCCAGGUGAAACAGUCAAAACAUAAAAAGGUGAAGUUUGUCACAACGUCGUAGCACAUAUAGAUUUUCCUAUGAAGGGUUAAUGCACAUACAGUAUACUGUAUAUAUCAACAGAAUUCAAAUAAGAUAUGUUCAUAUUUCUGAAGCAUUAUUAUUUGCUUUACUAUAUUUUUAUUAAGGUUUUAUUAACCUUGUUUUUCUGCUUUAUUAAUCUGUAGGACAGCAUACAGUUAUUCGGGUGAUAGAAAUGGACUGUGAUUAAGAGUAGUCCAAAAGCCAUUAAUUUCAUAAGCACAACAGGUAUAAAUAUUUCAUAUCCAAAACCUUAUUUCACAUGAACAAUCUGAUCAUCAAAAACAGAAUGUUUUUUUUAGAAUCAACCUUCUGAUGGGGUGAACACAAGCACUUGUGAUAAUGAGAGUACAUUUGAGUCCAUUUAAUGUUUCGUUUAGUAUUUUUUAAAUAUUUAGUUGUUCAGUCUCUCAGCUGAACAUUUCUACCAGCUACUGUAAGUAUUAGAUUUAAUAUGAAAUCUUCACUUGGCAAAGCACAGUUUUGAUUAUACAGUAGCUGGUGAUUUAUUUAAAAGAAAUUAACUGAAAAUAUUAAGCUAUGGUUUUUUUCUUUAUAUGAAAGUUCUUACCACAAUGCAUAGUCAUAUUUCUGUAGAAUAUGUUUCUUAAUCAUGUUUGUUGAUACAGUAUCUGUUAGAAAGACAGUUGUGAAUUCCUUGCCCAGUAUUGUCCAUGAAUGUAUUUAUGAAAAAAACAACAACACCAUUGUAUAAUUUGUUUCAAAACAACCUAUGCAAUUAUUUUUAUCCAAAAAUGGGAUGGCAUUGAAUUAUUUGCAGAGACUUGAAAAGGCCUUUAUAUCACAGGAUUUCUCCCCAGCUUGCUUUGGCAGAGCCCACGAGUCAUAUAUCACAUCAGGUCCAUUGCUUCUGCUGACUGAUACAGUAUGAGUAAACAAUGGGAGGAAACACAGUCGCUGAAGAGAACCACAGGUGAAAGGUCAUUUGUGUGGUAUUUUUGGAACAUUUCAAUAUAUACAGUAUGUAUUACCUGUAAAAUCCUGUGUGUGUUCGGGAUUAUCUUGUUUUUUCAUUCCUUGCAUGUGAAGGAACCCUUUUCUGUAACAUGGGAGUAACAGAUGGUGCUCUUCUUUGAACAAAUAAAUAUCAAUCCAAUCUU
Lepisosteus oculatus (spotted gar) is the source of this 4351-nucleotide messenger RNA. RefSeq names its product pyruvate dehydrogenase kinase, isozyme 4 (gene pdk4). The record is from RefSeq and is a predicted model, not a curated record. Lineage: Eukaryota; Metazoa; Chordata; Actinopteri; Semionotiformes; Lepisosteidae. Gene Ontology annotation, biological process: protein phosphorylation; regulation of glucose metabolic process. Gene Ontology annotation, molecular function: pyruvate dehydrogenase (acetyl-transferring) kinase activity. Gene Ontology annotation, cellular component: mitochondrion.